Molecule: messenger RNA, 1571 nt
Organism: Durusdinium trenchii
Lineage: Eukaryota; Dinophyceae; Suessiales; Symbiodiniaceae
Source: the annotation of a GenBank genome assembly
CUCAAGUCAGAUGCAGGAAUACCCGACUUAGUCUCACGAGCUGCUUGAGAUGGAGACAUGGGGGAAGAAGAGCAGGCUGCAUUUGGUGAAGUUGCUUCUUUUCAUGAUCCUCCUGACUGCGAAAGAUGAGAAGACACACACUGAGAAUGGUUGGCGAAUGCAUGCUGGACGAAAGAUCCCUUGGAAUCUCUUCAGUCCAAAGGUGCCAUUUCGAGCGACCUUGGUUCCAAACCAUCAGCAUCCUCAGAUGCUUAUGAGCACUGGAGAUUUCGAGAUCCAUCAUCUCACGCUGAGCCAUCAUGGAAAGGUGAAGUUUCUGGAGGGUCAGUCGAUUGGCGUCCUUCCGACGGUCACCGCCUCGCCGAACGCCGCCUUGGCCCUGGUGCGCUUGUACCCGAUCGCCUCAUCUCGAGCUGGUGAUGACCAGAGGUCCAAGACCUUCUCCCUGUGCGUGAAGCGAGUGCUGGCCGCGAAGCGAAGCGCGGAUGGAGUGAUGACUCGAGAGGACGAGUAUCAAGCUUCAUGUUCCAACUACCUUUGCUCAUUAAAGCUCGGUGACAAGGUCACCAUCACAGGCCCCAUGGGGAGAGAGCUUCUCCUACCCGAAGAUCUUCGUGGGCACCUUGAUCUUCGUUGCUCGCGACCUCGGCCUGGCACCCGUUCGCGCGCAUCUUCGUCGGCUCCUCCACGAUCGGAAGGAGCAAGGCAGCUUCGAUGGAGCGAUACGGGUCGUUUUCGCAGGGCAUGAGAUGUAUGAGGAUGAGAUGAAUGCAUACGAGUCCUCCUACCCCAAGAACUUCCGAUAUUCGUCCGUCGAUGAUCUGGUGGAGCUACGGAAUCAGCUGCUCAAGGACGGCGAGGAGCUUUGGAAUUUGCUUCAGAAGCCAAGCACACAUCUCCUGAUCUCAGGCGGCAGAGACUUGGAUGCGAUGAUGGCAGAUUCUCAGCAAAAAAGAAGGACCUCUCGACCGUCUCCCUCGAUCGAACCAUCUCGGUGGAUGACCUGAGGUCUUUCAGUCGGCGAAUGAAACGGGUUGGUUCCAGGUGCGACGGCGCAUGCAACGGGAGCAGCGCUACCACUGGGAGGGCGGAGGUUGAAGGCGGGUGUUCAUCAGUCCAAGCCGCUCGACCUUCGGCGAGUACAAGUGAGCGAAGAUGAGGGGUCGACCAGCGGGCGAUCAAGCAAAUCAGGGCAGCGAAGUCGGAUGGCAAUGCGGCAACAGUUGGUGCCUUUGCUUUAAAAGAGUAGCACUUGCUCGUUCCGGGGCGCAAGAGAGCGAUUUGCAGGUCCAUCCAGGGCGGAAUGGGGUGUGUUCCAGUCUCGAGUUCGUCUUCCACAUGUGCUGGCCUCACCAGCGGGUCAUAGCACCUGAGCAGAUGCCCUUUGGCCGCCUCACUGGACAUCACUGGGCUGGAUUUGUUGCUUUCUUUACUUCAUGAUGCGUGAGCUUUACUGGGAGGCUGAGGACUGAACCUGAAGUCACUGCUUCGCUGCAUGGUGUGCGUUCGGAAGUCAUGACUUCCCUACCCUGCCCAUGUGAAAACGUGGCUGCCAGCCAGGUGACAGCGGG